Ornithorhynchus anatinus (platypus) is the source of this 2590-nucleotide messenger RNA. RefSeq names its product kinesin family member 9 (gene KIF9). Gene Ontology annotation, biological process: microtubule-based movement. Gene Ontology annotation, molecular function: ATP binding; microtubule motor activity; microtubule binding. The transcript is spliced from 21 exons. Gene Ontology annotation, cellular component: kinesin complex; microtubule. NCBI's taxonomy places the organism in Eukaryota, Metazoa, Chordata, Mammalia, Monotremata, Ornithorhynchidae. The coding region runs from base 107 to 2506 and encodes 799 amino acids. The record is from RefSeq and is a predicted model, not a curated record.
ACGGUCGACGCGAUCGCCCCGACGCGGCCGGGACCGCGCUACUGUCUUGCUCUGCGAAGCGCUCUGCGCGGGGAAGGAGCUCGGGGCUACGCUGCUCGGCACGGGGAUGAGCACCAAGAGUCGGAAGGCGCGCGCGUUCGUCCGCGUCCGGCCCACGGACGACUUCCCUCACGACGUGAUGCGGUUCGGGCCGGACAACAAGACCCUAGAAAUCCACGUGGAGAAAGACAGUCGGCGAGGCGUGGUCAACAACCAGCAGACGGACUGGUCGUUUGAGAUGGACGGGAUCCUGCACGACGCCUCCCAGGACUCCGUCUACGGGGCCGUGGCCGAGGAAGCGGUGGCGCAAGCGAUCGAGGGCUAUAACGGCACCAUCAUGUGUUACGGGCAGACGGGAGCCGGGAAGACGUACACCAUGACGGGAGUGACGGAACGCUACCAGGACCGAGGCAUCCUCCCGCGAGCGCUGCGACAGGUGUUCAAGACGGCGGAAGGACACCCCUCGCUGUCCGUCGGCGUGAGGGUCUCGUACCUGGAGAUCUACAACGAGACGCUGCUGGACCUGCUGGCCGGCCCGCCCGCCGAGACGCGGCUGACGGUGACGGAGAGCCCCCGCGGCGUCUUCGUCAAGGGGCUGUCGGUCCACCCCGCCCGCCACGAGGAGGACGCCUUCGACCUCCUCUUCCAGGGCGAGGCCAACAGGAUCGUCUCCUCCCACACGCUCAACAGAAACUCGUCCCGUUCCCACUGCAUCUUUACCAUCUACCUGGAGGCCCAUUCCCGGGACCCGUCGGAGGAGAGAUACGUCGUCUCCAAGAUCAACCUGGUGGACCUGGCGGGAUCCGAGCGGCUGGGCAAGACCGGGUCGGACGGGCAGGUCCCGAAGGAGGCCACCUACAUCAACAAAUCGCUGACCUUCCUGGAGCAGGCCGUCACGGCCCUGGCCGACCGCCGCCGAGAACACGUCCCCUUCCGGCGGUGCAAGCUCACCCACGCCCUCAAGGACUCGCUGGGGGGCAACUGCAAUACGGUCCUGGUGGCCAACGUGUACGGCGAAGCCGCUCAGCUGGAGGAGACGCUCUCCUCUCUCCGCUUUGCUUCCCGAAUGAGGGCGGUGGCCACCCAGCCCGCCGCCAACGAGAAAUACCACCCGGAGCGGAUGGUGAAGAACUUGGAGAAGGAGCUGCUGGUGCUGAGAGAGGAGCUGGCCAUCCAGAACACGCUGGCCAACCGCAAGCUGAUCGCCUACGACCCCCUGAACGAAGCCCAGAUCGCGGAGAUCAACGCCCAGGUGCACCGGUACCUGGAAGGAGGCCUGGACGGCAUCGCCAUCGUCAACGUCCGCCAGGUCCAGGAGGUGUUCAACCAGUUCAGAGUGAUCCUAAGCCAACAGGAGAAGGAGGCGGAGGCCAGGCUGCGCGACAAGUACACGCUCGUCGAGAAGAACGACGAGGCCGCCGUGACGGCCGCCCAGAAGGCCCUCUCCCGUCCCCUCCAGGCCGGCCUGGUGGACGCGGACGGCCAGUCUCUGAUAGAAGCCGAGAGCCCGGGGGUCGUUCCCGUCUCCAACAAGCCGGGGAAGAAGACCAAGGGCAAGAAGGGCAAGGAGCCGCCGGCCAGGAAGGACGGGCCGGGAAGCCCCGGGACGGCCAAGGACCCGGAUUCCCAGCAGGUCCCGACCCCCAAGGAGCCGGAGGGCAAGGAGCCGCCGGGUCGGGACCAGCCGGGCCCCAGCCCCGAGCCCUGUCCGGCGGAACCGGCCGCCAAGGACGACCCCCACCUGGCCAGGCCGGGCACCCCGCCGCCCAAGCCGGAGGCGUUCGAAGAGUUCAAGAACGAGCGCGGCAGCGAGAUCAACCGCAUCUUCAAGGAGAACAAGGCCAUCCUGGGCGACCGGCGGAGGAGAGCGGGCCAGGCCGCCCAGCGCAUCAACGACCUCAAGCGCCGCAUAGACGCCACCCAGCAGGCCCUGGACGCCCAGAAGCGACAGCGCGAGGAGCAAGGGCAGUUCGAGACUCGGGGGCAGACCGUCAUCGACCAGGAGGAGUUCCUGCUGCUCUUGAAGAUGAAGGAGCUGAAGGCGCUGUACCGCACGGACUUCGACCUCCUGCGGGACCUCAAGGCCGAGGUCCAGUACUGCCGGAACCUCGUCAACCAGUGCCGCCAGCGGCUGCUCGCCGAGUUCGAGAUCUGGUACAACGAGUCCUUCCGUAUUCCCGAGGAAGUGCAGGCAGCCUUGGGCCAAGCGGGCGCCAUCACCCCGGGCAUGGUUCCCGCCAACAGGAUCCUGUCGCUGGACGAAGACGACCGGGACAGGUACGAACAGCUGCGGCGGACGGCCCUCCCGGGCUCUCCGGACUCCAUCUCGUACUACAACGCCAAAGCCAGGGUCAAGAACAAGCAAAAUUACACGAGGGUCGCGGCCGGCCUCCGUCCGAUGAUGCCCAGGAAAUCGGGGGUCACCCCAGCCAUCCGGAAGGACGAGCCCCUCCACGGCGCGUCCUGACCACCCCCUCGCCCGGACCCCGCGCCCAUUUCCGGAGGGAAGGCCGAGCCCGGGGUCCCCGCCCCGUUCGCGCUGCGUUCGCGG